Menidia menidia (Atlantic silverside) is the source of this 3209-nucleotide messenger RNA. Lineage: Eukaryota; Metazoa; Chordata; Actinopteri; Atheriniformes; Atherinopsidae. The record is from the annotation of a GenBank genome assembly.
GAGUUUCUAUGGCGACGCGUCGGGUGACAGACCCGUACACACACACGCGAGUCGGCUUGUGUCCGGUGACUUGGAUACGUUUACACACGGAGAACACACACGGACACAGACAGCGUUACUCCAGUGUUUACGUGAAUGGAGGUCAGCACGUAGAUUAAAGCGAUAAAAGGGGUCACCUGCGAGGUCUGUGCGCUGCUGCGUGAGGGCGCGCGCGAGCCUGACUCAUCCACAGAGUAAACGUGAUGGAGCGUUACGAGUCCCUGGGUCCAGUCGGAGAGGGCAGUUACGGUACCGUGCUGAAGUGCCGCCACCGAGACUCUGGCCGCCUUGUUGCCAUCAAGAAAUUCAUGGACUCAGACGAAGACAAGACGGUUAAAAAGAUUGCCCUCAGGGAGAUCAAGCUGCUUAGGCAACUGCGUCACGACAACCUGGUGAACCUUCUGGAGGUGUGGAAGCGUCGUCGUCGCUGGUUUCUGGUGUUUGAGUUUGUGGAGCGGACGCUCCUGGAUGAUCUGGAGCAAAACUCCAGUGGAUUGGACCUGAACACCACUCGGCAGUACCUGUACCAGAUCCUGAGAGCCACCAAUUUCUGCCACCAGCAAAAUGUCAUCCACCGUGACAUCAAACCAGAGAACAUCCUCAUCUCCCAGGGAGGUGUGGUCAAACUGUGUGAUUUCGGCUUUGCCCGCACCAUGGCAUCGCCCUCUGAAGGCAGCGUAUACACUGACUACGUAGCCACUCGUUGGUACAGAGCCCCGGAACUGCUUGUGGGAGACAUCAAGUACGGCAAACCUGUAGAUGUGUGGGCCGUGGGUUGUCUGUUAAUGGAGAUGUUAACUGGCCAGGCUCUGUUUCCUGGAGACUCCGAACUUGACCAAAUAUUCCACAUCGUGAAGUGCUUUGGUAACCUGGUGACCCACCACCAAGAGCUGUUCUACAGAAACCCUGUCUUCUCUGGGGUCAAACUGCCUGAAUGUUCAGGCACUGUGCCACUGCAGCAGCGCUUCCCUACAGUCACAUCCACCGCCCUUGACCUGGCUCAGAGGUGUUUAGAGAUGGAUCCAGAAAGACGAAGUCAGUGUUCAGAGCUGUUGGAGCACCAUCUAUUCACACAUGACUCUUUUAACAUCAGAUUUCUGGAGGAGCUAAAUGCUAAGAUACAAAAAGAGCACAGGGCUAACUCUACCCUUCCCAAAAUAAGCAAAACUAAAACCCCGAAACAAGAAAAGGAUGAAAGGGAUGAGAAAAACUGCAGGGGCAAGGACAGAAAAAUACCAGAGAGCGGGGAAGAAAAAAUCCUCAAGGAAAAGACGGAGAAAAUGAAAGGAAAACAACCAUCAAAGGGGUCUAAAACGACCCACAAUGUACCGGAGUCAUAUAUGCAUAAGCAGUCCAAAACUGGGGGCAGCAAGGGUGUACAUACUGCAGCACAGUCCUCUAUCGCCAUGAAAAGUAAACCAGUUAAGGCCACUGGCGCAGAGCCGAAGAAAGAGACAGAGAUUUCGAAGUCAAGUAAAGUCCUGAUCUCUGAGUUAUCAGAUGAAACCAAGGCUGGAGCAAGCCUGAAGAAGAAAGUCACCACGGCCGCCAAACCUGAACAGAAAUGUAGUUCAUCUCCAGAACCAAAGAGAGACCAUCAGAAAAUGAUAAAGGACAACAUGGCCGGUAAUGACUGUAGUGAUGCUGAGAAAAUCUCCCACACGAUCAGGACGUCAACUAAAUCUGAACAAAGUCAAGAGUAUGCAAAGGGUUGGAGGACCGCAAAUUCAAAAGUAGCCAAGUUGUCGAAACAUUCAACUGCUGACGGUCAAAAUUUGAAUUCAUUUCCUAAAACUGCCGUGGAUUCAGCUGUUGGUCGAGCUGACAUGACAUUGGCGCCAUCCAAGAUUACCCCCAAUACCUCGGCUUUGCAGAGCACUCCUUUAAAAACUCUCUCCUCAGAACCUUCAGAAGAGCGACCCAAAGCAUUUAGUGGCACAUGUCCAGCUCACAGCACCGCCCUACCUAAAGGAAUGUCAAAUUCAGUAGCAUGCAAAUCUGGCUUCAGCUCAAAGACUUCAGCAACAGGUAAGGAGCUUAUUGAGGGCAACCACAUGCCGAAGGACAAUGCAUGCCUGGUAACGACCACUGCAAACUCAAGUGGAGACAAUGAAGCGACAAGGUCGCUGAGUGAGAAAACAAUGGUUCCGAGAGCGCCUAAGAUAUCCGAAAAAGAAGACCCAAAGGAUUUAGUUUUUCCUUUAUCUAUUAUGUCACCAACUAAACUGUCAACAAACCCGACUGUGAAGACUGUCGGAAGCUCGGGUGGUAAAAAAGGCAGCGAGUGCCGUGACCCGGAAUCGAAUGCUAAAUCACUGAAAGUUCCCAAAGCCAAACAGAAAUUCGCAAAGCCUGAAUCCUUUAGCAACCGGGUGAGGACUUUCAAGACUUCAAAAACCACAUGUGGUGCUGAUACAAGGAAGAAAAGUGACAGCCCCGAGAGACAUGAAACAACAACCAUAUCCAAUGCAGCAGAUAAGACUUUGAUCACACCCGCCGACCACAAAGCUGUUACAAGAAGCUCCGCCUUUAACAACAUGGACGCCAUCGACGUGAACGAGCUUCCUCCACCACCGCCCUGCUCCACUCCUCUCCUCUUGCAACUGUCCUCCACAUCUCUUGUCUCCUCCCCCUCUGUCAUCAGUACCAACAACUUUACAUGGGGAACAACUUUCCAUCCUGGUACCAGCAAUCAUAGGUAUGUGGAUAAACCAAAGCAUCCCGGUGGUGUUUGUGGACGUCAGGCCCAGCAUUUUGUGCCCAGCCACAUCACAGGUUCUUUCACCAUUCAGGCAGAGAGCAAUCUCGUCUGCGAACGCUCCUUCAUGUCCGACCAAUGUGACCUUGGUCCCAGCAGCGGUAUCGUGUCUAAAAACAAAUCGCACGUCCAUUUCCCAGACUUGAGAAGCUCAUUGCUCCCGGAGCUCAGAGGAAGUGAAGGCAAACACUGCAAAAGCGAUUCCAAGGAUCAGGGGAAGGACAAACAUCCAGGUCAACCAUUUCCAGGAUCAGAGGCACAGCAGGAUUACGACACUGACAUUUACUCAUACACAUCUAAACAAAUGGAAUAAAGGUACUUUUUUCUUCCAAAAUGCUUUGAUCUACAGUCUGUAGCACUGACACACUCUUGUAUGUUGUAAACCUAUUUAGAUACACUUUUCUAAUGUAAA